AUGGCUUUCUGUAUCACGUUCGGAACGCAUGAGUUCUCUUCUCAGCUCGAGGGCUACGAGCAUGUACGCGCAUACUGUUACAAUUGCCAACAUUGGAAUGGUCACUGUAUUACCCGAUGGCCAUUCUUCACAGUCUGCUUCAUUCCUUUGAUUCCCCUAUCUACGCACAAGUACAAGGAGGUUCAAUGCUAUACUUGUCGAUACACUCAGGACCUACGUGACCGGCCAGAUAUCACGCCUGAGACGCGGCCUCCGGCAGGCGGGCAAUACGGCAUCCAGCCGCCGCCUCAGGCCCAUGGGGGCUUCCAGCAGCAGCAGCAGUAUCAGCCGCCUCCUCAAGCUCAGGGCGGUCUUGGGUACAAGUGA
This is a messenger RNA of Penicillium bovifimosum, 366 nucleotides long. Its product is annotated as rhodopsin family protein. The record is from RefSeq and is a predicted model, not a curated record. NCBI's taxonomy places the organism in Eukaryota, Fungi, Ascomycota, Eurotiomycetes, Eurotiales, Aspergillaceae. The transcript has 7 exons. Bases 1 to 366 code for a protein of 121 amino acids.